Messenger RNA from Chinchilla lanigera (long-tailed chinchilla), 5540 nucleotides. It is a transcript of the gene Myh1, whose product is annotated as myosin-1. Lineage: Eukaryota; Metazoa; Chordata; Mammalia; Rodentia; Chinchillidae. Gene Ontology annotation, cellular component: myosin complex. The record is from RefSeq and is a predicted model, not a curated record. Gene Ontology annotation, molecular function: ATP binding; cytoskeletal motor activity; actin filament binding.
UGGUCCUCAGUUAAAGAUUGUGCUAUUGUUGGGAAUUACUAGAAUUUAACCAGAAGAAAUUUGCUCUUUUUCUUACAGUUCUGACCCACUUCAAGGUUUCAUCUCUACAGGCAAGGUCCUUAGCGGGGCUGCCAUCAUAACCUGCAGCCAUGAGUUCUGACGCUGACAUGGCCAUUUUUGGGGAGGCUGCUCCUUACCUCCGGAAGUCUGAAAAGGAGCGCAUUGAGGCUCAGAACAAGCCCUUUGAUGCCAAGACAUCUGUCUUCGUGGCGGACCCAAAAGAGUCCUUUGUGAAAGCAACAGUGCAGAGCAGGGAAGGGGGGAAGGUGACAGCCAAGACUGAAGGUGGAUCUACAGUAACGGUGAAAGAUGACCAGGUGUUCCCCAUGAACCCUCCCAAGUAUGACAAGAUCGAGGACAUGGCCAUGAUGACUCACCUGCAUGAGCCUGCGGUGCUGUACAACCUCAAAGAGCGUUACGCAGCCUGGAUGAUCUACACCUACUCAGGCCUCUUCUGUGUCACCGUCAACCCCUACAAGUGGCUGCCGGUGUACAAUGCAGAGGUGGUGACGGCCUACAGAGGCAAAAAGCGCCAGGAGGCCCCGCCCCACAUCUUCUCCAUCUCUGACAAUGCCUAUCAGUUCAUGCUGACUGAUCGGGAGAACCAGUCUAUCUUAAUCACUGGAGAAUCUGGUGCUGGGAAGACUGUGAACACGAAGCGUGUCAUCCAGUACUUUGCAACAAUUGCAGUUACUGGGGACAAGAAGAAGGAGGAACCAACUUCUGGCAAAAUGCAGGGGACCCUUGAAGAUCAAAUCAUCAGUGCCAACCCCCUACUGGAGGCCUUUGGCAAUGCCAAGACUGUGAGGAAUGACAACUCCUCUCGCUUUGGUAAAUUCAUCAGGAUCCACUUUGGUACCACGGGAAAGCUGGCUUCUGCUGAUAUUGAAACCUAUCUUCUGGAGAAGUCUAGAGUUACUUUCCAGCUAAAGGCUGAAAGAAGCUACCAUAUUUUUUAUCAGAUCAUGUCUAAUAAGAAGCCAGAUCUAAUUGAAAUGCUCCUGAUCACCACCAACCCAUACGACUAUGCCUUCGUCAGCCAGGGAGAGAUCACAGUCCCCAGUAUUGAUGACCAAGAAGAGCUGAUGGCCACUGAUAGUGCCAUUGACAUUCUGGGCUUUACUUCUGAUGAAAGAGUGUCCAUCUAUAAGCUCACCGGGGCUGUGAUGCAUUAUGGGAACAUGAAAUUCAAGCAAAAGCAGCGUGAGGAGCAAGCAGAGCCCGACGGCACUGAAGUUGCUGACAAGGCAGCCUAUCUCCAGAAUCUGAACUCUGCUGACCUGCUCAAAGCACUCUGCUAUCCCAGGGUCAAGGUCGGCAAUGAGUAUGUCACCAAAGGCCAGACUGUGCAGCAGGUGUACAAUGCAGUGGGUGCUCUGGCCAAAGCCGUCUAUGAGAAGAUGUUCCUGUGGAUGGUCACCCGCAUCAACCAGCAGCUGGACACCAAGCAGCCCAGGCAGUACUUCAUCGGGGUCUUGGACAUUGCUGGCUUUGAGAUCUUUGAUUUCAACAGCCUGGAGCAGCUGUGCAUCAACUUCACCAAUGAGAAGCUGCAACAGUUUUUCAACCACCACAUGUUCGUGCUGGAGCAGGAGGAGUACAAGAAGGAAGGCAUCGAGUGGGAGUUCAUCGACUUUGGGAUGGACCUGGCUGCCUGCAUCGAGCUCAUUGAGAAGCCAAUGGGCAUCUUCUCCAUCCUGGAAGAGGAGUGCAUGUUCCCCAAGGCAACAGACACCUCCUUCAAGAACAAGCUUUAUGAGCAACAUCUUGGAAAGUCCAACAACUUCCAGAAGCCCAAGCCCGCCAAAGGCAAGCCUGAGGCCCACUUCUCGCUGGUGCACUAUGCCGGCACCGUGGACUACAACAUAAUUGGCUGGCUCGAUAAGAACAAGGACCCCCUGAAUGAGACAGUGGUUGGGCUGUACCUGAAGUCUUCCAUGAAAACUCUGGCUUAUCUCUUCUCUGGAGCAGCAGCUGCUGCAGAAGCAGAGUCUGGCGGUGGGAAGAAAGGUGGCAAGAAGAAGGGUUCUUCUUUCCAGACCGUGUCCGCUCUCUUCCGGGAGAAUCUGAAUAAGCUGAUGACCAAUCUGAGGAGCACUCACCCCCACUUUGUGCGGUGCAUCAUCCCCAAUGAAACAAAAACUCCUGGCGCCAUGGAGCACGAACUGGUCCUGCACCAGCUGAGGUGCAACGGUGUGCUGGAAGGCAUCCGCAUCUGCAGAAAAGGGUUCCCAAGCAGAAUCCUUUAUGCAGACUUCAAACAGAGAUACAAAGUAUUAAAUGCAAGUGCUAUCCCUGAAGGACAAUUCAUUGACAGCAAGAAGGCUUCUGAGAAGCUCCUUGGGUCCAUUGACAUUGACCACACCCAGUAUAAAUUUGGUCACACCAAGGUCUUUUUCAAAGCUGGUCUUCUGGGGCUCCUAGAGGAGAUGAGAGAUGAGAAGCUGGCUCAACUGAUUACGCGAACCCAGGCCAUGUGCAGAGGGUUCUUGGCAAGGGUGGAGUACCAGAAGAUGGUGGAGAGGAGAGAGUCCAUCUUCUGCAUCCAGUACAAUGUCCGUGCUUUCAUGAACGUGAAGCACUGGCCAUGGAUGAAGCUGUAUUUCAAGAUCAAGCCCCUCCUCAAGAGUGCAGAGACAGAGAAGGAGAUGGCCAACAUGAAGGAAGAAUUUGAAAAAACUAAAGAAAGUCUUGCAAAGUCUGAGGCCAAAAGAAAGGAGCUGGAAGAAAAAAUGGUAGCUCUGAUGCAAGAGAAAAAUGACUUGCAACUCCAGGUUCAAGCUGAAGCAGAUAGCUUGGCUGAUGCAGAGGAAAGAUGCGACCAGCUGAUCAAAACCAAAAUCCAGCUGGAGGCCAAAAUCAAGGAGGUGACUGAGAGAGCUGAGGAUGAGGAAGAGAUUAAUGCUGAGCUGACAGCCAAGAAGAGGAAACUGGAGGAUGAGUGCUCAGAACUGAAGAAAGACAUAGAUGACCUUGAGCUGACACUGGCCAAGGUUGAGAAGGAGAAGCACGCCACAGAGAACAAGGUGAAAAACCUCACAGAGGAGAUGGCAGGCCUGGAUGAAACCAUCGCUAAGCUGACCAAGGAGAAGAAGGCCCUCCAAGAGGCCCACCAGCAGACCCUGGAUGACCUGCAGGCAGAGGAGGACAAAGUGCGGACAGUGUGGCCGAGCUCGGGGAGCAGCUUGACAACCUGCAGCGGGUCAAGCAGAAGCUGGAGAAGGAGAAGAGUGAGAUGAAGAUGGAGAUUGAUGACCUUGCUAGUAACAUGGAGACUGUCUCCAAAGCCAAGGGAAACCUUGAGAAGAUGUGCCGGACACUGGAAGAUCAACUGAGUGAACUAAAGACCAAGGAGGAGGAGCAGCAGCGGAUGAUCAACGAGCUGACAGCACAGAGGGCGCGUCUGCAGACGGAAUCAGGUGAGUAUUCACGCCAGCUGGAUGAAAAGGACUCAUUAGUGUCUCAGCUCUCAAGGGGCAAACAAGCGUUCACACAGCAGAUUGAGGAACUGAAGCGGCAGCUUGAGGAGGAGGUGAAGGCCAAGAGUGCCCUGGCCCAUGCACUGCAGUCCUCCCGCCAUGACUGUGACCUCCUGCGGGAGCAGUACGAGGAGGAGCAGGAAGCCAAGGCUGAACUGCAGAGGGCCAUGUCCAAGGCCAACAGUGAGGUUGCCCAGUGGAGGACCAAGUAUGAGACGGACGCCAUCCAGCGCACGGAGGAGCUGGAGGAGGCCAAGAAGAAGCUGGCUCAGCGUCUGCAGGAUGCUGAGGAACACGUAGAAGCUGUGAAUGCCAAAUGCGCCUCCCUGGAGAAGACAAAGCAGAGGCUGCAGAAUGAGGUCGAGGACCUCAUGAUUGACGUGGAGAGAUCCAACGCUGCCUGUGCAGCCCUGGACAAAAAGCAAAGAAAUUUCGAUAAGAUUCUGGCAGAAUGGAAACAGAAAUAUGAAGAAACACAUGCUGAACUCGAAGCUUCUCAAAAGGAGUCCCGCUCACUUAGCACAGAGCUGUUCAAGGUUAAAAAUGCUUAUGAGGAAUCCCUAGACCAACUUGAGACCUUGAAGCGGGAAAAUAAGAAUUUGCAGCAGGAGAUUUCUGAUCUCACUGAACAGAUUGCAGAAGGAGGGAAACGUAUCCAUGAACUGGAAAAAGUGAAGAAGCAGGUUGAACAAGAAAAGACUGAGCUUCAGGCUGCUUUGGAGGAGGCAGAGGCAUCUCUUGAACAUGAAGAGGGAAAGAUCCUGCGCAUCCAGCUUGAGUUGAAUCAGGUCAAGUCUGAAAUCGACAGGAAAAUUGCUGAGAAGGAUGAGGAAAUUGACCAGCUGAAGAGAAACCACAUCAGAGUCGUGGAGUCGAUGCAGAGCACACUGGAUGCUGAGAUCAGGAGCAGGAACGAUGCCAUCAGGCUCAAGAAGAAGAUGGAGGGAGACCUCAAUGAAAUGGAAAUCCAGCUGAACCACGCCAACCGCAUGGCAGCCGAGGCCCUGAGGAACUAUAGGAACACCCAAGGCAUCCUCAAGGACACCCAGCUGCACCUGGAUGAUGCUCUGCGGGGCCAGGAGGAUCUGAAGGAGCAGCUGGCCAUGGUUGAGCGCAGAGCCAACCUGCUGCAGGCUGAGAUCGAGGAGCUGCGGGCCACGCUGGAGCAGACGGAGAGGAGCAGGAAAAUCGCAGAGCAGGAGCUCCUGGAUGCCAGUGAGCGCGUGCAGCUCCUCCACACCCAGAACACCAGCCUAAUCAACACCAAGAAGAAGCUGGAGACAGACAUUUCCCAGAUCCAGGGAGAGAUGGAGGACAUCGUCCAGGAAGCCCGCAAUGCAGAAGAGAAGGCCAAGAAAGCCAUCACUGAUGCCGCCAUGAUGGCCGAGGAGCUGAAGAAGGAGCAGGACACCAGCGCCCACCUGGAGCGGAUGAAGAAGAACCUGGAGCAGACGGUGAAGGACCUGCAGCACCGUCUGGAUGAGGCCGAGCAGCUGGCACUGAAGGGCGGCAAGAAGCAGAUCCAGAAGCUGGAGGCCAGGGUACGUGAACUUGAAGGAGAAGUUGAAAGCGAACAGAAGCGCAAUGUUGAAGCUGUCAAGGGCCUGCGGAAACAUGAGAGAAGAGUGAAGGAACUCACUUACCAGACUGAGGAAGACCGCAAGAACAUUCUUAGACUCCAGGACCUUGUGGACAAACUACAAGCAAAGGUGAAGGCGUACAAGAGACAAGCAGAGGAAGCGGAGGAACAAUCCAAUGUCAACCUCUCCAAAUUCCGCAAGAUUCAGCACGAGCUGGAGGAAGCCGAGGAACGGGCUGACAUUGCUGAGUCCCAGGUCAACAAACUCCGUGUGAAGAGCCGGGAGGUUCACACGAAAAUCAUAAGUGAAGAGUAAUUCCUUCUACUGCUGCAAGGUGACCAAGAAAUGCACAGAAUGUGAAAAUCUUUGUCACUGUUUUGUAUUUAUGAUUUUUGGAGAUAAAAAAUUUAUCUACCAACAA